AAACAUUCAAGUCAACAAAACCAGCCAGGGGCAAAUACGUAAAUUAGAGAAGACCAACUUGCUGGUUUUGUUUUCAUUAUCACCACUCACAUGAACUCUGCAUUAAAAAUUGUCUCUCUCAAAUCUAAAGACACAACCCAACUUUUCUCGCAAGUCGCUGUAAAGUUGAUCUUUGCUCCUUUUUUAUAUACACACAUCUUCUCCUCCCUUUAACACCUCUCUCUCUUCAAAACCUCCACUUUCUCUUAACCCUAAAGAAAGAUAUCAAAGACCGCGACCUAUAUCAAGAUUUUAUAAACACAAGAACGUUAUCACGUACCUCAAGAUCAACAUGCUCGCCGUUCACCGUCCUUCCUCCGCUGUAUCCAACGGAGACUCCGUCCAGGUUCCCAAUAUGAUCGCUUCUUUCCAAAAACGUUUCCCUUCUCUCUCACGCGACACAACCGCCGCUAGUUUCCAUACCCACGAGGUUGGUCCUAACCAGUGUUGCUCCGCCGUCAUCCAAGAGAUCUCCGCACCUAUCUCCACAGUUUGGUCCGUCGUCCGACGCUUCGACAACCCGCAAGCUUACAAACACUUCCUCAAAAGCUGCGACGUCAUAGGCGGAGACGGUGGAAACGUUGGUAGCCUCCGUCAAGUCCACGUCGUUUCCGGCCUUCCCGCCGCGAGCUCCACCGAACGUCUCGAUAUUCUCGAUGACGAGCGUCAUAUCAUUAGUUUCAGCGUCGUUGGUGGGGACCACCGGUUAUCUAACUACCGGUCGGUCACGACUCUUCACUCUUCUCCUAUCUCCGGGACCGUUGUUGUUGAGUCUUACGUCGUUGAUGUGCCUCCGGGGAACACUAAGGAAGAGACUUGCGACUUUGUUGAUGUUAUUGUACGUUGCAAUCUUCAGUCUCUUGCUAAAAUAGCUGAGAGUUCUGUGGUGGAAGGGAAGAAGAAGAAGACGUCCAUGUAAUGAGUGUUUUAUUGUCUGAAUAGUUUCGUUUUGAUCCGACGUUGUUUUGAUGUUUUUAAGCCGUCGUGUGAUCUAUGUUUUUCCGGCUUAUCGUGUGAAAAAAGAGAAUACAUUAGUAAGUUAAUCUCUGGUGCAUCAUAAUCUUAUGUUUUGUAUUUUAUAUCCAUAAAGAACCGAUUCUGAUAACCCUAUUCCGGCUUUCACCACCCACAGAUAAUGAAAACUAAUUAUAUGAGAAAUUGGUUGCGUCC
This is a messenger RNA of Eruca vesicaria subsp. sativa (arugula), 1209 nucleotides long. The record is from the annotation of a GenBank genome assembly. NCBI's taxonomy places the organism in Eukaryota, Viridiplantae, Streptophyta, Magnoliopsida, Brassicales, Brassicaceae.